AUGGCCGACGAUUACGCCGCCGGCGCGGUGCAUGCCCUGACCGCGGGCAGCAGCGAGCUGCGCGGCAUCCUUGCGGCGGCCGCCCGCCGCUCGCAGCUCGUGCUGGUGGACUUCUCCGCGGCCUGGUGCGGCCCCUGCCGCGCCAUGGAGCCCGUGCUGCGGUCGCUGGCCGCGGAGCACCGCGGCAGGCUGGCCGUCAUCAAGGUGGACUGCGAGCAGACUGCCGCCAACCAGGACUUGGCUGCCACCAGCGCAAUAAGGGCCUUCCCCACCUUCCACCUGUUCCGCAGCCAGCAGAAGGUGGGGGAGCUGCGGGGCGCCGACCAGGCGGGCCUGCGCCGCGCCAUCCAGCAGCAGCUGUCGCAGCUGGGCCCCGGCGGCAGCGGCGGCGGCGGCGGCCGAGGGCCCAUGGCCGCCGCGCUGGUGGCGGCGCUGGCGCGCGUCAAGGCCGCCUGCUCCUUUGAAGAGUUUGUGACGGCGGCCAGCACGCUGCUCACGUUUGUGGGCAAUGCGCUGGACCACCCCGGCGAGGAGAGGUACCGGCGCAUCAAGCUCAGCAACGCCGCCUUCCAGUCCAAGCUGGGCUGCCGGCCGGGCGGCAAGGAGUGCAUGGCGGCCAUCGGAUUCAGGUGGGCGCCUCGGCGGGGGGGCACCUGGUGGUGGAGCAGGCGGCGGCGGCGGCGGCACGGCGGGCUCGCACGCGUGCGGUUCGGGAGGUGGGAGGGAGCAGGUCCGUGA
Messenger RNA from Chlorella variabilis, 738 nucleotides. RefSeq lists its product as hypothetical. The transcript is spliced from 3 exons. The coding region runs from base 1 to 738 and encodes 245 amino acids. Lineage: Eukaryota; Viridiplantae; Chlorophyta; Trebouxiophyceae; Chlorellales; Chlorellaceae. The record is from RefSeq and is a predicted model, not a curated record.